Pundamilia nyererei is the source of this 1245-nucleotide messenger RNA. It is a transcript of the gene tpm2, whose product is annotated as tropomyosin 2 (beta). Lineage: Eukaryota; Metazoa; Chordata; Actinopteri; Cichliformes; Cichlidae. The transcript is spliced from 8 exons. The record is from RefSeq and is a predicted model, not a curated record. Bases 156 to 1004 code for a protein of 282 amino acids.
GCGUGGGCUCGUACUGCUGUCAUGCCAUCCUCUCUUGCUCUCUUGAACAGCUUCACAGAGACCCUCCUGUUCUCCUGUCACGGACCGUUGCCUGUGUCUGUCCCGAAAGCUGGGUGCAGUUCUCUUUCUGUUUAGCUCACAGACACUGAAGAAACAUGGAGGCCAUCAAGAAGAAAAUGCAGAUGCUGAAGCUGGAUAAGGAGAACGCUAUAGACCGGGCAGAACAGGCUGAAAUAGACAAAAAAGGAGCAGAGGACAAAUGCAAACAGGUAAAGGAAGGAGCUACGCUGCACCUCACAGGCAACUCGUUGAACACUUUUAAACGUUUCAACGUAAACAUAAUGAAGGAAAAUUGCCAAGGCAACGCCGUGACGCCUGCGAAAAGCUCGAAGUUGAAAAUUCGCAGCAUGGCGACUUUGACGUCCAUAGACUCUGUCAGACGGAAAAUACAGACACUGCAGCAAGCGACGCAUGAGGCCGAAGAACAAGCAGAGCUGCUGCGGGAAGAAGCUGACAUGGAGAGAGGAAUGAAAGUCAUAGAGAACAGAGCAACAAAAGAUGAAGAGAAAAUGGAGAUCCAGGAGAUGCAGCUGAAGGAAGCCAAACACAUCGCUGAGGAGGCUGACCGCAAAUAUGAAGAGGUUGCACGCAAACUGGUGAUCCUGGAGGGUGAAUUGGAGCGCUCAGAGGAGCGUGCUGAAGUAGCUGAGGCUAAAUCAGGUGACCUUGAGGAAGAGCUGAAAAAUGUCACCAACAACUUGAAGUCACUGGAAGCACAGGCUGAAAAGUACUCUCAAAAGGAGGACAAAUAUGAAGAAGAAAUAAAAGUUCUUACUGACAAACUGAAGGAGGCUGAGACCCGUGCAGAGUUUGCUGAGAGGUCUGUGGCCAAGCUGGAGAAGACCAUUGAUGAUUUAGAAGAUGAAGUAUAUGCUCAGAAGCUGAAGGGCAAGGCUCUCAGUGAGGAGCUGGACCUGGCCCUCAACGAUAUGACUACACUGUAGAAGUUGUCUUACUUCUUCGCUGCCCCUCUUUCCUGUCUGAACUCUACUGCCUGUUUGCUGUUCUUUUUCUCCACUCCACAGUGCUACUGUGUGGUAAAAGAGUAAGCUAUUUCACAGGACUGGUCUUUUUUAAAGAAGAAGGUUGAGCUACUAUGUUGCUGUCUUCUCUUUAGCAAAAUAUUAGUUAAGCAAUUCUGUUUUCUCUUUCCCCUGUAAUAAAGCUGUCUUCACUUCACAACUU